CGCUUCGCCAACCAACCAUCAACGAUCCCCUGGAGAACUUCUGCCUCACUUUUGCGCUGCUAAAACUCGCGAUGCCCGGCGAACCAGCGAAGCGCCAGAAGCGCGAAGAAUACAAGAAAGCACUCACCAGCGACGAACAGAAUGCGGCGCUGCCUAAGAAGAAAUUCUACAGGCAGCGCGCCCACGCCAAUCCGUUUUCGGACCAUGCUUUGACAUAUCCCAAGAGCCCGGCCGACAUGGGCUGGGCGAGUCUCUACCCUGCGUAUGCGGUUAAGAACGGAGAGGAAGGGAAGGCAGAGAAUGAAUCACAUGAUCAGACAGAGGAAGAGCAGAGGAGAGCAAAGGCUAUCAUGAAGAACGUCGAGAUUGCAGAUAUCGGAUGUGGUUUUGGGGGAUUGCUGUUUGCACUCGCGCCCAAGUUUCCCGAUACCCUGAUGCUUGGCAUGGAAAUCCGCAUAUCUGUCACAGAAUACGUCGUCGACAAAAUCCGCGCCCUCCGCACCCAGCACGCCUCGACCUCCGCCUACCAAAACAUCUCCUGCCUGCGCGCCAACACCAUGAAAUUCCUGCCCAACUUCUUCUCCAAACACCAGCUCUCCAAGAUCUUCCUCUGCUUCCCGGACCCGCACUUCAAGCAGCGCAAGCACAAGGCGCGUAUAGUCUCCUACACGCUCAACUCGGAGUAUGCGUUUGUGCUCCGCCCCGGUGGGAUUGUGUAUACGAUUACGGAUGUGCAGGAUCUGCAUGAGUGGAUGGUGGAGCACUUUGAGAGGCAUCCGAGUUUCGAGAGGGUUGGGGAGGAGGAGCAGGAGGCGGAUGAGUGUGUGAGGGUUAUGAAGAGCGAGACAGAGGAGGGGAAGAAGGUGGAGAGGAAUGGGGGGACGAAGUUUGUCGCGCUUUAUCGGAGGGUGGAGGAUCCGCCGUGGCCAUGAUGGGUUGACGGCGAUGUAGGAGGAGCUUCUUCUGCUGGGGGCUUGGCUCGAGUGAGAGCUGUGACUAGUCAUGCUGUCAUGAGACAUGAAUGGAUCAUGGGAAAUAACUCAGAAUGGCUUCUUCUGAAGCUAGGUAUC
This is a messenger RNA of Trematosphaeria pertusa, 1070 nucleotides long. RefSeq names its product guanine-N(7)--methyltransferase. The record is from RefSeq and is a predicted model, not a curated record. Gene Ontology annotation, cellular component: tRNA methyltransferase complex. The transcript is spliced from 3 exons. Gene Ontology annotation, biological process: RNA (guanine-N7)-methylation; tRNA methylation. Gene Ontology annotation, molecular function: tRNA (guanine(46)-N7)-methyltransferase activity. Bases 72 to 932 code for a protein of 286 amino acids. NCBI's taxonomy places the organism in Eukaryota, Fungi, Ascomycota, Dothideomycetes, Pleosporales, Trematosphaeriaceae.